AUGGAUAAAGAAUCUUCCGAAAUCGAUUGGGAUGAAUUACCAAAACCAUUACCAUCAAAUUUAUUCGAUAAAUACACGCAUCAAUCAUUUCUACCACCGUUAACAAGUUUAAAUAUAAAUGAAUCAACAUGGAAUAAAUGUCGUUCGUUCGCAUUAGAUCUGGGUAAAAAAGGUUUUGCCGAUCCGUUAUCAAUCUUGUAUACAUCAUUUAAACGUUUUUAUCCAAAUUGUCUAUCCAUACGAUCAUUUUCACGCUGGUUCACGUUAUAUGAGAAAGAUAAGAAUGAUUUUAAAAAUUAUUUGAAACAGCAUGCAAUUCAUUCGAUGAAUAUUCAGUCAAUAGGCGAAAUAAUAAAUUUAUCAAAAACACUUAAAUUUAAUAAUAAUAAUAACAAUAAUAUUUCUAAAACUUAUGAAAACUCCAAACAAAUAUGGUUUUUAUUUUCAAUAUCCAUUCGUACGUCAAUGAAUGAUCAUAUAGUGAUUGCAGAUACACUUAUCUUAGACCAUGGUGUAACGCGAUUAGCAUCUAGGCAAAGGAAGGGUAUAUCGUCUCGUAUACAUUGUCUAUUUGCUUUAACUCCAAGUGGAAAAUUUUCUAAUCAACUAAUUGUAUGUAAACAAGGUAAAGGCUUAAAAAUGAAUUUUUCUUCGACAACAUUUACACGUAUUGUACAAACGGCAACCGGAGACUUAACUCAUGAACAUAUGCAACAAUGGUUUGAAGAUUUCAUUUCAUUAUCGUACGGACAAGAUGAAAGUGUUGUUCUUCUUGAUCCGCGAACCACUCUAUUAACACCUGAACUAGAAAAUUUAUGUCAAAAAUUAAAUGUUGAAUUACUAACUAUUGAUUUAAAUUAUUAUUUAAUUCAUAUUUUAUCACCAAUAUUUUCAUUAUUUGAUAAACAAUGGACUGAAGUAAAUAAGUUAGAUAAAAUGUAUUUAAAAUCAUCAAAUGAUUUAAAACGAAUUAUUUAUACAAUUUGGCAUACAUUACGAACAUUAAAAAAGAAUGAAAAAAUAUGUGAAAUAUUCAAUAAAACUUUCCUAUGGAAAACUAAUGAUGAAGCGUAUCUACAAUCGCAGCAGGCAGUUGUGCCACCAUCGCCACCGAAGAAAAAAAAGAAAAAAUCUCCUAGUGGUAAAGCAGGUAGCAAAGGAAAAGUAUCAUCGUCAACAACAAUGAUGACUGAUCCACCCAGUGAAUCGUCUCCGGAACAAAUUUUACUCUAUGUUAUUCAACGACAAUUGUCAAUUUUGCGUGCAAGUAAAUUUUUAGGUGGAGUCAAAUUAGAUUAUUUAAAAUAUUGUCUUUCGUAUAAAUCAAAUUCAUUAUUAAUGACUGGCUCACGUCUAGUUGAAUUAAAUACUUUUAUGCAAUCGCAAUCAACCGUUGAUUGGCUCCGUCAUUUGCGUUCAUUAUAUUAUUGGCCAUGCGCUAAACAAUUAUUUCUACGAGAAAUCUACCAACUAACUGGCAUUAUUGCACGGAAACGUUCGAUGGAUCUUUGUGGCAAUGGAAAUAUUGGUUCGAUAAAAACUUGUGAUUUACAAUCGCCUGGUAUUUUCUGGCGAGCAUUUGAAGAUAUACAUCAAAUUCAAUUUGAUAAUGAAUCUGUUAUUAAUCAUGAUCAAUGGCAUGAUGAUUUUCAAAAAUAUCUUAUUGAAAAUAAACUCAACAAUGAAAAAACUCAAUUAUGGACAGUGGAUGCGUUUGAAUUUCCAUUAACUAAAAAAUCGACUGUACUUCAAUUACCUGAAUGGAACGAACUACGUCCAAUGAAUUUAACGCCAAAAGUAACUGUCAUUUAUGCUUUUUCCAAUACUGGCCAAUCAAUAGGACCGCAUUUUAUUUUUCCGAAAUCACUUCAUGAUACUGUUUUAAUCGAUCAAAAAGAUUCUUAUAAUGAAUUAGGCCAUUUAACACCGCAAAUAUUUCUUUCAUGGGUUGAAACCAAUCUUAAACAAAAAAGUCAUUCACCAAUAGUUCUCGUCUGUUGUGCACGAUUACCAGUUUUAUCACCGAUAGUUUUAUCUACGCUUGAAAAAUAUCAAAUCCAUCCAUAUGGUUAUCCGUAUACACGUAUAACACCAUUUCGUUAUUUAUUUGAGCGACGCGUUCGAAAUAAUCGUUCGACUAAUUUAAUGAGUGAACUAUGGAAAAAGAAAUUACUAGAAGAACAACGUACACAUGUAUUAAAAGGCGUAAAUUGUACAGUUGAUAAUAUUAAACAUUAUUUUCAACAAGUAUGGUCGCAAAUAGUUGAUGAAAAAUGCGAUGAUGAUGAGAGUGAUGAAAAUAAAACCUUUGACGAUAAAUGCCAACAAGCGUUUCAACAAGCAAAUAUACAAAUAAAAUUAAAUGCUAAAAGAAAAAAUACAAUUAAAUUAACACCGAAAAAAAUUCCGAAAAAUGACAUCCCAUCAGUUAAUCAUUUACCAAUUGAAGUAACAGAAUCAACGGUUAAUAACGAUGAAAUUGUGGAUCAACUUAACCAUUUAUUAAAUGCUAUUAGUCAAUUCAAAGAACAGAUAACAUCAGCAAAUUUGUCGCAAAUUCUUAAAAUGAAAAAUCACAUCCGACAAAGUACCGACGCUCAACAGUCAACUAGUUUGAAUGGAACAAUUGAUAACACAGAGAAUUUGCAUCCGCCACCAACGUCAUCCGAGCCAAUUUCUGCCACAAACACAAAUUCAAGUUCUCCAUCGACUACUGAUAAACGCUCAAUCGAUGAAAAUGGUGAACCUCAUAUAUCUAAACGUCUCCGCUCAUCAUAUUCUCAAGCCAUUGAUAACACUAAUGCAGCAACAAUGGUUAAAUGGAUUCCACCAUCGAAACAACUUGUAACAAAUUUACAAGCUCAAUCUUCAUCGUUAUUUCAAUUUACAUUAUCACUUAUUCAUACAAUCAUCAAUUCAACUGAUAAUCAGAUUACAAAUGAACAUUCUCGUUGGUUACAUUCAACACUUAAUUUAUAUGGUCAUAAUUAUAAUAAUGAAAAAAUUAAUGUUCUUAUUGAAACAGCAUGUAAAGUCGCUAAAAUAAGUCUUGUCAGAUAA
Rotaria socialis is the source of this 3060-nucleotide messenger RNA. NCBI's taxonomy places the organism in Eukaryota, Metazoa, Rotifera, Eurotatoria, Philodinida, Philodinidae. The record is from the annotation of a GenBank genome assembly.